ACAAAUGGACGCACGUACGUGACGUACACGGAAGUACACUUGUAAACAAUUCCGACACUAUAUUACGACUCAGCAAUAGACUAGAAACGAAAUAGAGACGUCACUCGUCGGACACAGCAUUUAAAGCGUAGCUAGUGUGAGCCUAGAGAGAGAGAGGUUGGAAAAUUUGUAAGGUAGAAGAAUGAAGGUCCGCAGCAUCGUCCAAAAGAGACUGAGUCUUCAAUGGAAGUGUGACAGAGAAAGAAAAGGAAGAGGCUUUUAUAACAAUUCUUCAUUUAUUUUAAUAACAGAUCACCAGUAAAGUUGAGAACAUAUGUAUUUAAAAAAGUUGUUUUGUAUUAAUAUCAGUCUUUAUUUAGCCAUUCCUGACCAAAGAUGUUGAAUACAUGGUGAGCAGGAACAGCUUCAGCCAUUAUGUCCAGGAAACAGACCACAAAACCUGUGCGGAGUAACAAAAAGAUUGAUAUGGAACGCAAGAGAGAUGAGCGGGCAGCCCGACGGGCCAUCGCUAAAGACCGUAAGAACCGCCCCCAGGAUGGUGAUGAUGGAGCAGAGUUUGUAAGUUUCUCCAAUCAGCUGCAAGCCCUGGGGCUAAAGCUCAGGGAAGUCCCAGGAGAUGGAAACUGCCUGUUCAGAGCUUUGGGUGACCAGUUAGAAGGUCACUCUCGAGGUCACCUGCGGCUUCGCCAUGAGACUGUGCAGUUCAUGACGUCUCAUCGACAAGACUUUGAACCCUUUGUCGAGGACGACGUGCCUUUCACACAGCACUUGUCAAACCUCUCACAGCCUGGUACCUUUGCUGGCAAUGAUGCUAUUGUAGCAUUUGCUCGCAGUCAACAGGUGAAGGUGGUCAUUCAUCAGCUGAACACACCACUGUGGGAGAUAAAUGGUGUAGAGAAGCAAGUGUGCAGAGAGCUUCACAUUGCCUAUCGCUACGGUGAUCAUUAUGACAGUGUGAGGCGGGUCGGAGACAACUCAGAGAGUCCUGCUCAGCUCCGUAUAGAGAAUUUGCAGAACCCAAGAAGCCAGCAGCGUGAGUUUGGAGACGGUCAGAUGGACAGACAGAAAACCCCUUCUCCCACAGCCUCGGAGGAGGACAGUGUGAUCCUGAGCUCUCUGAAGAAUCGAGGUAUCCAGGGAGAUGAAGAGAACCUGCUUCAGCUGAGUGCAGCAACCAUCAAUGCUGAGUGGCUUGUUGGCUCCAUCCUGGGUCAGGCCUGCCAGGGCCAGUGUCCCUCUGAAUCCUGCUUAGCCUGCAGAGCUGCGACCUCAAACUGCAGUGAGCAAAAGGAGUCAUCAGAGGGCAGCAACAUUCAAAAAGCUAAGGUAUCCAACAAGCAGAGGAAGGAGCAGCAGAGGCUAGAGAAAAAGAAGCGUCAGGAGGAGAGGCAUCGGCAGAAGUUCAUCCAGAGCAAAGGAAACCAGGACCAGAACCAGAACCUGACGGAGGACGUCACUUUAGUACGAGCUCUGAACACACUGAGUAUAUAGACUGGAGCAUGGCCAAAAAGAUUGCCUGCUGUAUCUUUAGCUGCUGGUGGCUGAUGCUGUCCACGGUUUUGCACAUAGUCAGAUUGAAUUCAGUCACAAUGGAUGACUGGUCCUAAAGAUAAGCCUAUAGUUUUUUGCAAAAAAGAGUAAAACGGUGCCUGGAAACUGUGUGUGUGGAGUCUGAGUGUGUAUGUGUGAAAGAAAGAGAGAGAGAAAGAGAGAGUGACAGUGACAGCGUGUGACUUUUAAUAGUGUUGUUGUUAGCACUUCAAUGCCUGCUCGGUAUUGGUAAACAUACAGUAUUUAGAAACUUCCAAGAGCUGGUCUGUGCUGGACAUCUGACUUUACCCAACAACAACUACCAUGUACAUGAUGUCAUACAGCUGCAGUGGAUAUUUUCAACAACGUUCAUUAGAGAACGGUUGUUUUUGUUCACCUAAUCUUAUUUGUAGAUGGAAGUGAGGAAGGAGCUGCAGCCUUUGAAUAAUUGUUAUGCACACUGUCAGAGGAUUGUGUCAGUAUAAAUCCAAUAAAUCAUUUACUGUACAUGUCCAUCAGGUUGUGUAUUUUAUACCUUAGUGUAUUGUUUCUUUUGUUUAUCCACCUUUCUCUCGUAGAUGUUUUUAAAAUAUUACCAUUUAAAAGGUUUAGAUUGGUUAGGGUUUUGACAAUGUUAUGCUACUUCAACCAUACAGCUGGUUGAAUUUCAAGUACUGAGUGACUACCAUCUCAGCUGAAGCUAAUGCUGCAGGAUGCUGCGCUAAAUGUUGUUCAGUUCAAUAAUUAAAUGGCUGAUUUUCAUGCUUAUCAACCCGCGCUGUGGUGUCACUGCCAUGCUUCGCUUUCUGAAUGCUUUGCAGACUUCUGCCAAACAAAACCAGAUUUUUGUCUUGAGUUUUUUGCAGAGUUACGUGAGUGUCUAUGCCAUCAGAAAUUAAACUGUUUAAGAGAAGAAGGUAAAGUCAGAGAUCCUCUGAGAGGAGGUGUCUAGGUGCACUUUUUGAAGAAAAAUAUUUGGUUAAAAGUAACCAAAAUGGACAAAAAUAAUCAGUUUUUCCUUUUGGGUAAACAAAAUGCCUCAAUCUGAUUUCUUUUGUUUGUUUAACGUGAAUGUUUAUUAUACUAGCAGUGCUAGAUUAUGCUAAAUUUUACACCUUGUGUUAAGUGUGCCAAGGUUUAAAUCAAAUACCACGAUGAGUGAUUUUUAAAAAAAACACAACAAAAACACUGCAUAACAAUUACAAGGCAUUUAAUUAAAGGCUGUUUAUUCUGAUGAACAAGAA
Cynoglossus semilaevis (tongue sole) is the source of this 2774-nucleotide messenger RNA. RefSeq names its product OTU deubiquitinase 3 (gene otud3). Gene Ontology annotation, biological process: protein K6-linked deubiquitination; protein K48-linked deubiquitination; protein K27-linked deubiquitination. Lineage: Eukaryota; Metazoa; Chordata; Actinopteri; Pleuronectiformes; Cynoglossidae. Gene Ontology annotation, molecular function: cysteine-type deubiquitinase activity. The record is from RefSeq and is a predicted model, not a curated record. Bases 415 to 1491 code for a protein of 358 amino acids. The transcript is spliced from 9 exons.